Molecule: messenger RNA, 1121 nt
Organism: Talaromyces proteolyticus
Lineage: Eukaryota; Fungi; Ascomycota; Eurotiomycetes; Eurotiales; Trichocomaceae
Product: hydrophobic surface binding protein A-domain-containing protein
Exons: 1
Cellular component (GO): extracellular region
Source: RefSeq, a predicted model, not a curated record
ACAGUAGCCCUCCUGGCAGUGGGGUUUUCUGUCAAUGUCUUCGCCGGUCCGACUGUAGGGCAGUUGCCAACAAGAGUGAAACGUGAUAUCGCCUCAAUCGAGAGCGUACUCAGUGCUGUUGAUUCCCAAGUCAAUACUCUAAACGGCUAUAUAACCACUAGUCCACCCAAUCCAACUCAAAUCGUUUCAGCUUCUAACAGCCUGAACUCGAUAAUUGCGUCUGGUGUCACAACGGUUCAGGCGUCUGCUAAUCUUAGCGACUCCGACGCCCUCGGCCUUGUUAGCCCGGCUCAGACACUUUCCAAUGAUGUGAACACAACCAUCACGAACUUAAUCAAAAUCAAGAGCAACAUCGUAUCACUUGGCUAUGGAUGCACAACUCUGCAAAUACUUCAGCAACAGUUGACAGGGGCAAACGCGUUGUCGACUGCAAUCGUUUCUAAAGUUCCAGCAGAACUUCAAUCAAUUGCUACGGGUUUGACUGCUGGUAUUUCUUCAGCAAUUCAGAAUGGCGUCACCGCAUUCUCUGGGCAAUGCUCGUCCACUACCGCAACCUCUGCAACUUCUGCAACCUCUGCAACCUCUGCAUCGUCUAGCCCGCCUUCGACUCCUACCUCAACACCAGGAACCUCACCAGUGUCCACUACCACCACCGGUUCAUCCAGUCCGUCCUCCUGCCCAGCUGGAGAUGGUAGCAGCACCCCUACCACUCCAGGUGGUGGCCCAACCAGUACAGGUGGUGGAAACCCUACUAGCACAGGUGUCGGAACCCCUACCAGUUCAGGUGGUGGAGUCACAACGAGUGGAAGCAGUUCAGGCCCAGGCUCAGGACCGACUACGACACCUCCGACAACCGUUCCACCAACCUCAACCUCAAAGCCUACUUCUACUGGUGGAGGUGGUUCCGGCAGUUGCUCGUGUGCGACUGUGACUUUCACCUUAAUUAAGCCCUUCGGAGCAGACAGCUGUGGCGGUCCUCAGCAUUUAGGGUGGUAAAUUGAUAUAAGCCGACCCUUAAUUGGUGGCGCUUUUUGUUUGACUGUUCGGUGGUUGCUUGAGCACUUUGUUUCAUUAUACUGCUCGCUUCCAAUAUCAAUACUCAGAGGAUAAAGAUGAAAUAC